Lontra canadensis (Northern American river otter) is the source of this 281-nucleotide messenger RNA. RefSeq names its product SNRPN upstream reading frame protein-like. Gene Ontology annotation, cellular component: nuclear speck. The record is from RefSeq and is a predicted model, not a curated record. Lineage: Eukaryota; Metazoa; Chordata; Mammalia; Carnivora; Mustelidae. The coding region runs from base 42 to 257 and encodes 71 amino acids. The transcript has a single exon.
AGAUGCCUGACGGUCUGUUCUGAGGAGCGGGUAGCAGCGCGAUGGAGCAGGCCAGGGACCGCUUACACCUGAGACGGACUACAGAACAGCACGUGCCAGAGGUCGAAGUCCAAGUCAAACGUAGGAGGACAGCCUCACUGAGCAACCAAGAGUGUCAGCUGUACCCAAGGAGAUCUCAGCAGCAGCAAGUACCUGUGGUGGAUUUCCAGGCGGAACUGAGACAGGCAUUCUCAGCUGAGACACCGAGAGGUGGUUAAAGCAGUUAUUGGAACAUCCAGGUA